This is a messenger RNA of Quercus lobata, 1207 nucleotides long. Its product is annotated as tropinone reductase homolog At5g06060-like. Bases 210 to 1028 code for a protein of 272 amino acids. Gene Ontology annotation, molecular function: oxidoreductase activity. The transcript is spliced from 5 exons. The record is from RefSeq and is a predicted model, not a curated record. Lineage: Eukaryota; Viridiplantae; Streptophyta; Magnoliopsida; Fagales; Fagaceae.
GACAUUAAUUAGAAAAGACAAUUUACUGUAUGAGAGCUACAGGUUCACAAUAAAUUUUCAUAUCACAGGCUGAGGCCAUAAUACCCAGUUUGCUUGUUUCUCCUUCAUCAAAAAAAAGUUUGCUUGUUUCUCCGGGUGGCACAGAGGUUUUGACCAUUUUAGGCCUUAGAGGCUUAUAGCAAACAUUAGUGAUAGAUUGACGGAGAUAAAUGGCGGAGGCAGAAAUCGGAAACAGAGAAAGCAGAUGGUCACUUCAAGGAAUGACUGCUCUUGUUACUGGUGGCACCAAAGGAAUCGGGUAUGCUGUUGUUGAGGAAUUAGCAAGCCUAGGGGCUUCUGUACACACAUGUUCUCGAGAUGAGGCCCAACUCAAUGUAUGCUUACAUGAAUGGAAGACAAAGGGAUUUCGAGUCACUGGUUCAGUCUGCGAUGUAGCAUCACAAGCCCAACGAGAGGAGCUAAUCAGCACAGUUUCCUCCCUAUUUAAUGGCAAACUCAACAUCCUUAUAAACAACGUGGGAACCAACACGCCAAAACAAACCAUAGAGUACACAGUUGAAGAUUUCUCAUUUCUCAUGUGUACCAAUCUCGAAUCUGCUUAUCACAUGUGCCAACUUGCUUAUCCUCUUCUGAAAGCUUCAAGAGUAGGAAGCAUUGUUUUCGUUUCUUCCGUUGCUGGUGUAGUAGGCCUAACUCUUCCAGUAUCUAUUUAUGCUGCAGCUAAAGAAUUAUUUGUAGGAGGGUUGAAUCAACUAGCAAAAAAUUUGGCAUGUGAGUGGGCAAAGGAUAACAUAAGAAGUAACUCUAUUGCACCAUGGGUUAUCAAAACCCGCCUGGCUGAAACUUAUAUGAGCAAUGAAAAGUUUUUGGAGGCUGUUAACUGUCAAACCCCUCUUGGACGAGCUGGAGAGCCAAAGGAGGUUUCUUCCUUGGUGGCAUUCCUAUGCCUACCAGCAGCUUCAUACAUAACCGGUCAGACCAUUUGUGUUGACGGAGGGAUUACUGUGAAUGGCUUCUGCUUUCCCUGAGCAUACUUUGAAGCAGCAAAAACAAUGAUGGACACACCCCUACUGCAAUAUGUGAAAAUAAAUUAAUGUAAUAAUUCAUUGUAGAAACAAGAUUUAUUUGACCAAAAAUUAAAACCGAAAAACUCGAAAGUUAUCAUAUCUGAAAAAUAAAUGAAUGUCAUAAGUGGGAUUUUUGAAAA